AUGGGACGACCAAAGCCCCAUAAUUUCAGAAUCAAUCAACUAUUGUCCUCUGUUGAAGGGCUGGCGUACGAUUUCGAAGGGCCCACUGCUAAUUAUCUGCUUGACGCAUCGCAUUUGUACGAUCAGAAAGUGUAUGAAAAUGUGCAUGCCAUUGCAAAGGAAUGGAAAUUGGUGGAUAAAAGUGAAGCCCUGCCUUACCUGCCCACACGAACAGAUCCUUUAAAAGUGACAUUAGGCAUAGACGAGAAAAAGACAACUAGUAUAUCCAACGGCGAAUCACUCAAACUAGAUGAACGCUUUAAAUACAAAAAGGGCUAUGUGAUCAACACUGGAGGAAGCAUAUGGGGACUGGAUUUUGCACCUAAAUCACAUAAUGAUUCAGAUCCAAUUACACAAUACCUUGCCGUUGCUGGAUAUAAAGGUGCUGUGUCAGAGCAUCAUGAGCUGAAUGAGAUACAAAUGGCAGGAGAAUACAAGAAUACUAUACAGAUCUGGAAACUGAAAUUGUCGACCAAGCAACCGUCAGAGGACCCUAUUUUAGAUGUGUGUUUAUUGCAUGAUUUUGGUGUCAUUCAUGAUUUGAAAUGGUGUCCGUACGGCGCCUAUGAAGAUGAGGAUGUAAAUGAAGGCUUACCGAAGCUAGGCGUGUUAGCGAUAACCUGUGGUGAUGGCACACUUAGAACGCUUGUCGUGCCUCAUCCAAAUGCUGUCAGAAAGCACAUGUGUCGUGAUGAUGUGGAUCCACAGGCUACUGUGUACUUGCGUAUAGAGUCAUCCAGAUGUACUUUUGCGCUUGAGGGUACCAAGUCACUUGUGAUAUCGUGGGGUAGUCAUAGAAAGAUAGCGGCUGGCUAUAUCAAUGGUGCUGUUGUUGUUUGGAAUAUGGAGGCAGCGCUUGAAGGCGACGACUCGAAUACGGUGGAAAAGUCCAGGAAAUAUCUCGAGCUAUCGUUCAAUACGCUUGAUGCAAGUGUGAGAUGCAUAACAUGGCGAGGAUUUGAUGACCCCGAUAAAUUGCUGGUUACUGGCUAUGAUGGUAGGCUGGCCAUGCUGGAUAUCAACGACCCAUUCAUUCCAUUCACUUUGCAGAGAGCAAGAGGUAUCAUGUAUGCAUGUGUAUGGCCAGGACACUCCACCAUGAAGGUGUUUUGUGAUGGUGAAAGUAUGCUCCGAGGCAUUUCUAUUAAUGUGGAUGGCUCAUUGUCCCAGACAAAGUUUGGUGAGCUGCCCGGUGUGUGCUGGUCCAUGGCGGCGUCUGAGCAUCACGGUCAAUUCGCAUGCUCAUCUGCGGUUGGAUAUGUCAUCAGUGGCAAUAUAUACCAAGUCAAGAGCAGAGGUCUGACCAACACUACAAAUGGAAUAUAUCGACUCUAUUACGAUGAGGAUAACGACGAGUAUAGAUACGUGGAUGGGAUAGGGAUAUUGAAUAUGCCUGAAUCAAAAGCACUUCCAUCGUUUCGCAUCUAUGGCAAAACCCACAUGGCCAUUCAAAAGGUAGCAGAAACAUGUCAAUUUUCAACAUGUAACACAAACACAGGCACUCAUCAGGGUAAACUAUCUUUUGUAGGUGGUUUGGAAUCCAAAUAA
Messenger RNA from Mucor velutinosus, 1587 nucleotides. RefSeq lists its product as uncharacterized. The coding region runs from base 1 to 1587 and encodes 528 amino acids. Gene Ontology annotation, biological process: transcription by RNA polymerase III. Gene Ontology annotation, molecular function: protein binding. Gene Ontology annotation, cellular component: transcription factor TFIIIC complex. Lineage: Eukaryota; Fungi; Mucoromycota; Mucoromycetes; Mucorales; Mucoraceae. The transcript is spliced from 8 exons. The record is from RefSeq and is a predicted model, not a curated record.